AUGACACAUGCUGAGCUCUCCCCCGAGAGGAUGCCGUAUUAUCUAUCUGAGGAUAACACCGACCCAAGCCUCAACGUCGCCUAUCUGAAAGAUGCGUACGAUCUGCUGCACCACACUCUGAAGAACGAGCCCAGAGCAAAGGUAGACCUAAAUUCCUUGCCUUACAGCUGCACAAUCAUUGAUUAUGGCAUGCGCACUGGAAUUUGGUCGGUUGAAAUUGCAGAGUGCGUAAGGGACUUGCAUGGUCGAGUGGUGGGUUACGACAUUACCGACUUGCACCCGCCAAUGGACAAACUUCCGGAAAAUUUGACCAUUGCUAUAGGAGACGACGAAAAUGUGUGGCGCAAAGGCAGUCCCUACGACAUCAUUCACGCGCGAGUCGUCGAGAGCAUCGUAGAUUGGCAGGACUUCCCUAAAAUUGCCUACAACAAUCUCAACCCGGGUGGUUGCUUGAUCGUCGAAAUGGUUGAUCUUAUGCCUUGCGGCGAUGAGCAGAGGUCUUUUCCAGCAGACUCGGCUCUCAAGGCCUGGGCAGAGAAGUUC
This is a messenger RNA of Colletotrichum abscissum, 543 nucleotides long. RefSeq lists its product as uncharacterized. NCBI's taxonomy places the organism in Eukaryota, Fungi, Ascomycota, Sordariomycetes, Glomerellales, Glomerellaceae. The annotation marks the transcript as partial. The transcript has 4 exons. The record is from RefSeq and is a predicted model, not a curated record.